AUGGUGAUGGAAGCCGCGGUUGCAAAGGUAAGAUUGCAUGAUUAUGGUGAUGCUUUGUCGAAGAGCAUCCUAUUUUUUGAAGGCCAAAGGUCCGGGAAGUUACCUCCAACACAACGUAUGACUUGGAGAAAGGAUUCCGCUUUACAUGAUGGCUCGGAUAAGGGCGUGGAUUUAACAGGGGGCUACUAUGAUGCCGGCGACAAUGUUAAAUUCAAUUUCCCAAUGGCAUUUUCAACAACAAUGCUGGCUUGGAGUGUAUUAGAAUAUGGAAAAUCAAUGGGACCAGAUUUGUCGCAUGCACUGGAGGCGAUCAGGUGGUCCACGGAUUACUUCCUCAAGGCCACCGCCAUUCCCGGCGUUGUUUUUGCUCAGGUGGGUGAUGCCGACGCCGAUCAUAAUUGCUGGGAAAGGCCAGAAGAUAUGGAUACUCCUCGAACCGCCUUCGCGGUUAGUGAAAAGGCACCCGGAUCGGAAGUGUCGGCUGAGAUCGCCGCCGCUUUGGCGGCAGCUUCUAUGGUGUUCAAAAAUUUCGGUGAUCGUGGAUAUGCUAAAUCGCUUUUCCAAAGGGCCUCUAAGGUAUUUGAAUUUGCGGACAAGUAUAGAGGAUCUUAUAAUGACAGUAUUGGCUCUUCGGUGUGCCCAUUUUAUUGCGAUUACAGUGGCUAUCGGGAUGAAUUGCUAUGGGCAGCAGCUUGGCUACACAAAGCUACUAAAAGCCCUGUCUACUGGAAUUAUGUUGUAGAGAACAUUAAAAACUUCAAACCAUACAUAGAAUACGGCAUGUCUGAAUUUGGAUGGGAUUCAAAACAUGCUGGUAUUAAUGUGCUUGUUUCCAAGUAUGUGGUAAACAACAGCUUAGAAGGCAGCACUCCAUUCCUCUCCUAUGCCAAUACGUUUGUAUGCAAUGUAUUGCCCGAGUCACCCACCAACAAUGUGAGGUACUCUCCAGGUGGGCUUAUGUAUAAAUCAGGGGUUUGUAACAUGCAGACCCCAACAGCUUUGUCAUUUAUUCUUCUUGCAUAUGCUCGAUAUAUGAAAAAUUUCAACAGCAAUAUCCAGUGUGGUAACGUCGUCGUCACGCCAAAUAGGCUUAUCCAUUUUACCAGGGGUCAGGUAAAUUAUAUACUAGGAAGCAAUCCAUUGAACAUGUCAUACAUGGUGGGAUAUGGAAACAAAUUUCCACAAAGAAUACACCAUAGAGGAUCUUCAUUACCUUCAAUGGAUCAACAUCCACAGCAUAUUGAGUGCAAAGCUGGAACACCAUAUUUCCUCAGUAAAAAUCCUAACCCUAAUUUGCUAGUUGGAGCUGUGGUUGGAGGGCCAGAUAUUGAAGAUCAAUUUUAUGAUGAUAGAAUUGAUGCUACUAAAUCAGAGCCAACUACCUAUGUUAAUGCCCCUCUUGUAGGCCUCUUGGCUUACUUCAAAGCACAUUCAUGA
Messenger RNA from Fraxinus pennsylvanica, 1437 nucleotides. The record is from the annotation of a GenBank genome assembly. Lineage: Eukaryota; Viridiplantae; Streptophyta; Magnoliopsida; Lamiales; Oleaceae.